AUGUGCUUUACCAAGAAGCACAAGAAGGGCCUGAAGAAGACGCAGGCCAGCAACGCCAAGGCCAUGAGUGCACAUGCUGAGGCUGUCAAGGCUCUCGUAAAGCCCAAGGAGGUCAAGCCCAAGAUUCCAAAGGGCAGCAGCCAGGAGCUCAGUCGACUUGCCUACAUUGCUCACCCCAAACUCGGGAAAUGCACUCGAGCCGGCAUCACCAAGGGUCUCAGGCUCUGUCGGCCAAAGGCCAAGGACAAGGCUCAGACCAAGGCCGCAGCUUCAGCUUCAGCUUCAGCUUUGGCUCCGGCUCUGGCUCAGGCUCCCAAAGGCUCCCAGUCCCCCACAAAGGCUCCAGAGUAG
Molecule: messenger RNA, 351 nt
Organism: Vicugna pacos (alpaca)
Lineage: Eukaryota; Metazoa; Chordata; Mammalia; Artiodactyla; Camelidae
Source: RefSeq, a predicted model, not a curated record